Molecule: messenger RNA, 507 nt
Organism: Phytophthora sojae
Lineage: Eukaryota; Oomycota; Peronosporomycetes; Peronosporales; Peronosporaceae
Exons: 2
Source: RefSeq, a predicted model, not a curated record
AUGCUCAUCGACACGGGCGCGAUCGCGAGUCUGGUGGACAAGAAGGUGCUCAAGUGGCUCGGGCGUUCUGCCGAGACGUUGAGACCGUACACGGGCGGACUGGACAGUGUCACGGGGCACGAGGUCCAGAUCAAGGGCGAGAUCGACCUGCCCGUGACACUUGGCUCCGUGGAGAAGUUGUUGCUGUUCGCGUCGUUCCGUGCCGUGAUCGACAUGGAAGCGCAGACGAUGACGCUCAAGGAUACGGGCGAGGUGAUCCCGUUGGGCGAAACUCGCGUGGAGGAGUCGUACUCCGCGAGUGUUGCGGCGACCGUGCGUCUCGAGCCCGGCUCGCAGGCGUUGGUACGAUCGAGGGUGCGCGGCGGCGCCAGGCAGGGCUCCGUCGUGCUCGUCGAAGGACUCACUGGCGGUGAGGCGUCUCUGCGAGUGGCCAGGACGCUGUGCACGGUGCAUCAAGGGCAAGUCCUGGUUGAGGUUUGCAACGCCUCGACCGAGGAGAUGGUCAUC